Messenger RNA from Rhipicephalus microplus (southern cattle tick), 2068 nucleotides. Its product is annotated as putative phospholipase B-like 2. Lineage: Eukaryota; Metazoa; Arthropoda; Arachnida; Ixodida; Ixodidae. Gene Ontology annotation, molecular function: glycerophospholipase activity. The record is from RefSeq and is a predicted model, not a curated record. Gene Ontology annotation, cellular component: extracellular region. Gene Ontology annotation, biological process: phospholipid catabolic process.
GAUGCUGAACUUACACGGCGACGUGGAAGACCUGGAGAAGGUGCUGAAGCGGCGUGUGCAGAGCAGGGCGCUCGGCGAGGGUUCGUGCUCUGCGCUGGUCAAGCUUCUACCCGGAAACAAGGACCUCUACUUCGCGCACAACACGUGGACUCAUUACUCCAGCAUGCUGAGGGUCCUCAAGAAGUACAGGCUGCCCUACCGCCACACACCCGAUUCAGAUGUCGUGAUAGCGGGCCACACGACAACCUUCUCGUCCUAUCCGGGCAGGAUCUUCUCCGGAGAUGACUUCUACCUCAUUUCAUCGGGUCUGGCUACCAUGGAGACCACUAUCGGGAACGAGAACGACGACCUGUAUCGGGCCAUCAAGCCGGAAUCCGUUCUGGCAUUCAUCAGGAAUGUAGUGGCCAACCGACUGGCGGAAAAUGGCCAUGAGUGGACCGAUAUAUUUUCGCGCUACAACAGCGGCACGUACAACAACCAGUGGAUGGUGCUGGACUACAAUAAGUUCACUCCUGGAGAGGACUUGCAAGAUGGCCUCCUCCACGUGCUGGAACAGCUGCCUGAAUACAUCAACGUGACGGAUGCCACCGACACUCUGCGUGACGAGACCUACUGGGCGAGCUACAAUGUGCCCGCCUUCGAAUUCAUAUUCAACGUCAGCGGAUGGUGGAGGCUGGUGGAGAAGUACGGCGACUGGUUCACCUACGACCGGACACCGCGGGCUCUCAUGUUCAUGCGUGAUCACCACAAGGUUGUAGACAUGGAGUCCAUGAUGAAUCUGAUGAGGUACAAUGACUACAAGAACGACCCAUUGUCGCGCUGCAACUGCACACCGCCGUACAGCGCCGAGAACGCCAUCUCUGCACGUAGCGACUUGAAUCCGGCCGACGGCGUCUACCCGUUCCAGUCUCUGGGACAUAGGCCACAUGGUGGAACCGAUAUGAAGCUCACAAACUCGUUGUUGUUCGAGAAGCUCGAGUUCGUCUCUGUGAGCGGACCGACCUGGACGCAGCAGCCCCCAUUCCGCUGGAGCACAUCUGGGUUCAAGGACCGCCACGAGGGACACCCCGACCUCUGGAAGUUCGAGCCAUUCAUUCACCACUGGCUCCUGGAGCCGCAGGAAGGGCUCAGAUAUGAGAUUGAACAAACUGGCAACACAGUAAUGGCCGAAGAAAUUAUUUUUUUCCUUUAAGUGCCACGAGACGCUGUGACUAGCAGUCAGCACUGCUAGUGGGCUGUAGCGAAAGCUACUUGCGACUUAAGGUGAAUUAUAAUGUAGUGCUUUUUCUGUAUAAUAAACGUGACUGACCAUGGAGUAUAAAAAACAACAUAAUCGUCAUAGGUUGCUUCUUACAGAACGUUGUGCCUAAACUAAGACGUUGUGUCUGGCUGCCCUUACGGAUACUAAGUAGCAGCUUUUUGUUUUCAAUAGUGUAAACAUUGUGAAAACAAGUUAGGCUGCUGUGGCGCUUGCUUUGAAUUGUUAUGUAAAUAUUUUAUCUACAAGCGGUUCACUUAUUGAGAGUGGCGCUGUAAUCUCUUGGUAUUACGAAGAGCGAGAACAGUAAUUUUUUGUAGACUUGACUUUGCAUCCAUACCACUUAUUUUUCAGUGUACCACACUUGUUUAUCAGACUCGAUAUACUUGUUCAAUAUCGAGAAAUCAGAUCUAGCGCGAAUAUGCUAACGUUGCGUUGGUCGCACGCAACGCAGCGCUCGGAUCUCUUCCAAAGCUUGCUAAAUUGGGGCUACACGCAAAUACCUAACUGUAGACAGUGCUCAGGUAUUUACGGUAUAGAUUCAGGACUUGCCAUAUUAUUGUUCGAAAGGAGUGUUAAACAAGCACACGCAUAAUGUUAGGUGGUAGUGUGGCUUUUGAGUUCUUUGUUUUUCAACUUUCUGUCUUCAUAAGCAUUUGAUUUAUUUUCUUGCGGUGAGGCUUGCCUUAUAUAAUCUUGGUAGCAGUGGCUACACAUUCCUCGCUGGCGAAUGGAAUUCAUUUCAGCCAUUCAAUCACUAUUUGGUAUUUUCAUGCGUCCAGCAGUGGAAAUAAAAUAUAUAGCUCAUGA